AAUGAGGAUUCAAAAUUUUCAUUAAAUUUAUUCAAUUCGACAUCAACACUCGAUAACGACGGCAUGGCAAUUAUCGACGAUGGUUUUAUUGUCGAUGCGAAUCCUCCUAAAAUAGCAUUUCCAAAAAUGCCAAAUUUAUGCAGCGAUUGUGUUUGUGGUAUUGGAAGAAAAACGAGGAUUGUCGGUGGUACAACAGCAACAAUUGGUGAAUUUCCAUGGAUGGUUGGUAUAACAAUACGUGGAAAAUUUCAUUGUGGAGGUAGUUUGAUCACUCGUCGCCAUGUUUUGACUGCAGCGCACUGCUUAGAAGGAUAUGAUGAAAGACACUUUGAAAUUUAUAUCGGUAAUCAAGAUUUUGAUAAACCAAGCCCAGAUGCCAUACGCCGACGUGUUAAAUCUUGGACUUUUCAUAAAGAUUUUAAUACUUAUAAUUUAAAUAAUGACAUUGGUGUUAUUGAAUUAGAUCGUGCUGUUUCAUUAGAGAGCUCUAUACGUACUGCAUGUUUACCUGAAAAUCGUGCCAUUGAUUAUACAGGAUCAUUAGCAACAGCCAUUGGAUGGGGACGCACAUCAGAAGGUGGGGACGUUAGUUCGACAUUGCGUAAAGUUAAAGUCCCUGUUUUAUCCGACGAAGAAUGUGAUGAAGCCGGUUAUCAAAAAACCCGACGCACUGAUAACAUGUUCUGUGCUGGUUAUCUUGAAGGCCAGCGUGACGCUUGUUCUGGCGAUAGUGGCGGACCUCUAUUAGUCAAAGGUCCUUAUGGACAUCUGGAAGUAAUAGGAAUAACAUCAUUCGGGCGAGGAUGUGCGAGACCGAGAUAUCCAGGUGUCUAUACCAAGUUAACAAAUUAUUUGGGAUGGUUACGUGACCAUUUAAAAGGAGAAUGUAUUUGCCCACCUAUAAUGGUGAUAGAUAAAAAUAUAUUAAUUAUUGUAUUUAUUGUUUUAAUUAAUAAUUGUAAUUCUUGGUCGAAAAGUACAAGUUUAAGUGAUGAUUACAAUAAUCGUACGGGAAAAUUUCUUUUCGAUGAAAUUUUCGGUAUUGACGUAACUGCUGGUGAUAGUAUCGAAAGUGAUGAAGGACAAACUAAAAAUUGUAGCUGUGAAUGUGGAGUACAGAAUCAAGAAAUUCGUAUAGUAGGUGGUAAACCUACAGUACCUCAUCGUUACCCAUGGGUUGCGAGACUUGUUUAUGAAGGACGUUUUCACUGUGGUGCUAGUUUAUUAACUACUGAAUAUGUAUUGACGGCUGCUCAUUGUCUUCGCAGAUUAAAAAGAUCAAAAUUACGAAUCAUUCUUGGUGAUCACGAUCAACACACAACAACAGAUGCACCUGCAGUUAUGAGAGCCGUUGCUGCGAUAAUACGCCAUCGUAAUUUUGACAUUAAUUCAUACAAUCACGAUGUGGCAUUAUUGAAAAUGAGGAAACCUGUUGUUUUUUCGAAAACAAUACGACCAAUUUGUUUGCCUCAGCCAGGAUCUGAUCCAGCAGGCAAAGAUGGCACUGUCGUAGGCUGGGGGCGUACGAUGGAAGGGGGAAUGUUACCUGGAGUUGUUCAUGAAGUUAAAGUACCGAUUUUAACUCUCGAUCAAUGCCGUAAAAUGAAAUAUAAAGCUAAUAGAAUUACUGGUUAUAUGCUUUGUGCCGGUAAAGGUAGUCAAGAUUCAUGUCAAGGUGAUUCUGGUGGUCCACUACUUGUACAAGAGGGCGAUAAAGUUGAAAUUGCUGGAAUAGUUUCAUGGGGGGUCGGCUGUGGAAGACCAGGAUACCCUGGAGUAUAUACACGAGUAGCUAAAUAUUUGAACUGGAUAAAUACAAAUAUGGACGACUCUUGUUUAUGCAACAAAGUUACUAAUUAUUAUUUUUUUAUUUUUAAUUGUGUCUUAAUUAUUAUCAUGAAAAAAAUUAUUAUUUUUUUUUGUGUUAUUGCUUUUGUUAAUUGUUAUGAGAAAAAAAAUCUAAUUACUGAUGUUGUAAGAAAUUUUUUUGGAAUAUUUGGUAAUAAACCACCGAAUGCAACUCAGUCCCCUGGACCUUGUUAUUGUAGUUGUGGACUAAGAAAUGAAGAGAGCCGUAUUGUUGGUGGACAAACAACACGAAUUAAUGAAUUUCCAUGGAUGGUCAGAUUGUCUUAUUUAAACAAAUUUUACUGUGGAGGUACAUUAAUUAAUGAUCGUUAUGUAUUGACUGCUGCACACUGUGUUAGAGGUCUUAUUUUUAGAUUUAUGUGGUUUAUGAUAAAAGUGACAUUUGGUGAACACGAUCGAUGUGACGAAAAAAAUAAACCAGAGACACGUUUUGUUGUUCGUGUAACAACAGGAGAUUUUAGUUUUCUUAAUUUUGAUAAUGAUAUCGCAUUACUAAAGCUCAAUGAUCGUGUACCACUUACUGAUACAAUACGACCUAUUUGCCUCCCUACAGUAAAAGAUAAUGACUACGUAGGAACAAAAGCAAUUGCUGCUGGCUGGGGUACAUUACAUGAAGAUGGUAAACCGUCAUGUUUAUUACAAGAAGUUGAGGUACCAGUUAUGAGUUUAAAAGAUUGCCGUAACUCAAGUUACAGUCCACGUAUGAUAUCAGAUAAUAUGAUGUGCGCUGGUUAUCCAGACGGUAAAAAAGACUCUUGUCAAGGUGACAGUGGGGGCCCAUUGAUUGCCGAGAGACAGGACAAAAAAUAUGAAGUAAUUGGUGUCGUGUCGUGGGGCAAUGGCUGUGCACGUCCUGGUUACCCAGGUGUUUACACCCGAUUAACGCGUUAUCUUGAUUGGGUGCUUACUAAUUCACGCGACGGUUGUUUUUGUGAGACUUGAGCACUGACAAUAUUUUAUAACUAGUUUUAGCUACUGAAUAUUAUUAUUAUGUGACAUCACUAAUAUUAGAUUGUCAAAUUAAGUUUAUUAAUAAAACAAAAGUUUUUUUAUUAUAGUCAUUAUUAUUUUUAUUGUAAUAAUUAUUGUUAAGAUUAAUUAGUAAUUUUGUUUUAAUUGGUUGAAAAUUCAUUGACAAUAGUAAUUAUAUGAUAUAUAUUUUUUUGCUUAAACAAUAAAAAUAUAUGCAUCAUUU
Messenger RNA from Microplitis demolitor, 3064 nucleotides. RefSeq names its product transmembrane protease serine 9. The record is from RefSeq and is a predicted model, not a curated record. Gene Ontology annotation, molecular function: serine-type endopeptidase activity. The transcript is spliced from 17 exons. NCBI's taxonomy places the organism in Eukaryota, Metazoa, Arthropoda, Insecta, Hymenoptera, Braconidae. The coding region runs from base 64 to 2811 and encodes 915 amino acids. Gene Ontology annotation, biological process: proteolysis.